Messenger RNA from Emiliania huxleyi CCMP1516, 1152 nucleotides. RefSeq lists its product as hypothetical. The transcript has 4 exons. The coding region runs from base 1 to 1152 and encodes 383 amino acids. The record is from RefSeq and is a predicted model, not a curated record. NCBI's taxonomy places the organism in Eukaryota, Haptophyta, Isochrysidales, Noelaerhabdaceae.
AUGCGCGUCGCCUCCGUCCUUCCGUCGGCCACCGAGAUCCUGUGCUUCAUCGGCGGCGAGCGCUUGCUCGUCGGCCGGUCGCACGAGGACAACUUUCCGCCGCAGAUCACGUCUCUGCCGGUCAUCACGGGCCAGACGACCACCUUCACCACGGCCGCAGAGGUCGACCGCGUUGUCUCAGAUUCGAUCGGUAAGGGCCAGUCGCUCUACACGCUCGACGCGCCACUGAUCGAGUCGCUGUCUCCCGACGUCAUCCUGACGCAAGACAUCUGCUCCGUGUGCGCCAUCGACCUGCAGACAGUGGAGCGGCUCGCGGCCAAGAUGACGCCGCGGCCGAAAGUCGUGUCGCUCAACCCGCUCAACCUGGACGACGUGCUCGCCAACGUACUGCAGCUCGGAGAGGCGGUCGGCAUGGCGGAGGAGGCGAGGGCGGCGCACGCGUCGCUGGUCGAGCGGAUCGCGGCGGUCGACCGGCGGGUGGAGCAGCGGCGGCGGCAGCUCGGCGAGGGGAGGAGAAGGCCGCGCGUCGCCUUCAUCGAGUGGUCGGACCCGCUGUACGUGGGAGGGCACUGGACGCCGCAGCUGAUCGAGCGGGCGGGCGGCGAGCACCCGCUCAACGCCGGCGGAGAGAGCGGCGGCGGGAAGUCGUUCCCGGUGGUCGAGGCGGACCCCGACCUGGUCAUUCUCGCCCCGUGCGGGCUCACUCUGGACAUGACUCGCCGAGAGGCGACCGCCCUCAACCAGGGGGCGGGGACAAGGAACCGUCCAGGAGCCUUCCAGGAGCCUUCUAGGCGACCGCCCUCGCCAGGACGGAGUGGUGGCGUUCGCUACGAGCGCAGGCCGGGCCCUCGGCUGGUCGACGCGCUCGAGUGGCUCUUCUCGGCGGUCCACGGCGUGCCCGAGGCGGCGCCGCACCGGUUCCCGUGCGAGUGGCUCCCCCCCUCCUCUUCCUUGCCACGGGACGAGGCCAGCGCGGCGGCGGGCGGCUCGCCGGAGGAAGAGGCGGCCGCCGAGCAGAAGGCGAUCGCGGACAUCGAGGAGGCGCAUGCGUGCGCCGUGCGCGCGGGCAAGCGGUCUAGAUGCGAAACACCAGAUCCGCACACCGCUCCAGUCGGCACUCGAAGCUGCUGCACACCGGUACCUGUAGCUUAA